This is a messenger RNA of Oncorhynchus keta (chum salmon), 2404 nucleotides long. It is a transcript of the gene c21h1orf74, whose product is annotated as chromosome 21 C1orf74 homolog. Lineage: Eukaryota; Metazoa; Chordata; Actinopteri; Salmoniformes; Salmonidae. The transcript is spliced from 2 exons. Bases 135 to 941 code for a protein of 268 amino acids. The record is from RefSeq and is a predicted model, not a curated record.
ACUGGCCUUACACUCCAGUACAGUAGGUGGCGGGGUAUGCACCUUAAAAGUUGGAUGCGAUCCGCCAACCCAAUCCCGAAGCAGAAGAAGAAGAAGAAGAAGAAUAGUGCAACGACCAGAAAGAAGAGCAGUCCAUGGCUUCUUCAGACGUCUUUGUUGCUGCUGCUCGCAAAUGUCUACGAGUUGGAAAUAAACGCUUCUCUGCCACUGUGAGUCUGAACCUGGCUACUCAGGUCCUGGCUGUGGACUUGGGCCUGAAGCCCGCUCUGCUAUAUGACAGUAAUACAGCAUCUGCAGAGCAGGUCCAACAGUAUUUAAACUCUCUGCAGGCUGCACAACUUGUGUCUAAAUCUCUCCAGACAGUGGUCAUCAGUGAGAAUUCCUUGAUUGUGAACCCAUCCCUAACUAUAGCAAACUUGGAGGCACUUCUCUUGAGGAGGACUGUGACUGUGGUGGAUGUAUGUCACUCAUUGGAGCAGCCUGCCAUCACUGAGCUACAGUGGGGAGCCAUCAGGGACAUGAUUCAUGCUUUACUUGCUCAUAUUAGACAGUUUGGGCAACAUUCUGCGAUGAGAAAUGUCCCUCACCGAAUUGAAAAGAGACAUUGUGAGGCAUGGAAUCUGUGUACUCUAUUUGGGAUUCUAUUGGGCUACCCCUCCACAUACUGGUUUGACCAGAGCAGGAGCUUUGAGAACUGCCUAGCUAUGUCUCCGCUGGUGGUGACCAAGGCUGUGGCAUCCUGGCAGGGUGGUGGUUCUGGAGUUGAGGGUCACAGGUGUUGCCUGUAUUCCUUCAGCACCCCUGAGAUGUUGCAGGCAGAGAUUCUGUCAGUGAUGGCUAGCUGGACUACACAGCUUCAGGAACGAUUUCAGCAACAGACGAUCUUCUCUGACCUCAGUGUAACAAGAUCAACUGUCACCUUACCUUCUGUGGCUCUAUGAUUAUAAUGGCACUUUGUGGAUGGAUAUUGUAUGAAAAAUGUGACGGUAUUUGUAUUUUGGAUAUUGUCUGUAAAACAAUUGAUAAGCAAACAUUGAAGCAGUUGUUCAUGUUUCCAAACUGAUUUACAUAAUCAAUUUGGAAACACAAUUUAUUUAAAACAAAUGCAUUUGUGAGGGAAGUUUACACCAAUGACUACAUCAAGCUUGUGGCUACAAACUUGUUGGAUGCGUUGCAUUUUGUUUUGGUUGUGUUUCAGAUUGUUUUGCCCAAUAGGAACUGAAUGGUGAAUAAUUAAUAUUGUUUCAUUUUGGGGUCACUUGUAAAUAAGAAUGUGUUUCAGAACACUCCUACAUGAAUGUGUAUGCUACCAUGAUUAGGAGUAAUCAUGAAUAAAUUGUAAAUGAUGAGUGAGAGAUUAAGAGGCACAAAGAUCAUGAUCUUUAUUCCUGAUUUUGGGGGAAUUUCAUUUUUUAUUUAACUAGGCAAGUCAGUUAAGAACAAAUUCUUAUUUACAAUGAUGGCCUACCCCGGCCAAACCCUAACCCGGACGACACUGGGCAAAUUGUGCACUGCCCUAUGGGACUCCCAAACACGGCCGGUUGUGAUACAGCCUGGAAUCGAACCAGGGUCUGUAGUUACACCUCUAGCACUGAGAUGCAGUGCCUUGGACCACUGUGCCACUCAGGAGCCCAAAAUAGUAUAAUAUGAUCAUCAUUAUUCAUGAUUAUCUGUAAUCAUGGUAGAAUCCACAUUAGUGUUCAGAAACAUUCUAUUAUUUUUUACCAUAAGUGACUAUACAUUAUUCGCCAUUCACUUCCUUUUGGGCAAAACAAUCUGACACACAACCAAAACAAACUGCAUAUGCAUCCAACAAGUUUGUAGAGUCACAAGCUUGAUGUAGUCAUUGUGUGCUAGGAGUAUGGGACCAAGUACAAAUUACUUUUUCAAAUGGGUGGACUAGAUGCAUAAAAUGCCUUCAUUUCUAAACAAUAACAUAUUUAUGAAAAUACCCUCAAAUUAAAAGCGACAUUCUAUACUGUCGGCUCAUAUGAAACAUUUGAUCUCAAAUCCAAAAUUCUGGAGAGUUUAUACUAGUUAGAUAAAAUGGUGUACAGGCUAAAGGCGUAUGCUUCUCAGCCUAAACAGUUCGGUAGAGUUCGCGUCUAGAUUGACAUUUUGUGACGUUUUUUGUUUGUUUUGGACUUCGGUGAGUUUUUUUUAUUUGUGCUGUUUUGGGUGCACAAUUCUUUUCUGGAAGCAAGCCGAAGUUCUGUGCUGAAGUCUUACGCCCCUUCAUCGGUGAUUGGUCAACAGUAAGGAUUCUUCACUCUUUGUUGUCAUUCAAAACAAUGCAACUCGUUUUCAUGCACAUUGAAUAAUACUGCACCUGACAUGUAAUCAGUUAGAUGUAAAAUUGUGUGACUAAUCUCUUUGGCAAAAAUGUAAAAAUUAAUGAAAGCUU